Molecule: messenger RNA, 1944 nt
Organism: Hyaena hyaena (striped hyena)
Lineage: Eukaryota; Metazoa; Chordata; Mammalia; Carnivora; Hyaenidae
Gene: GRPEL1
Product: GrpE like 1, mitochondrial
Exons: 4
Coding region: 4-696 (230 amino acids)
Biological process (GO): protein import into mitochondrial matrix; protein folding
Cellular component (GO): PAM complex, Tim23 associated import motor
Molecular function (GO): adenyl-nucleotide exchange factor activity; protein homodimerization activity; protein-folding chaperone binding
Source: RefSeq, a predicted model, not a curated record
CGCAUGCCUGGUGCGUGCGCAGUGACGGCGGCGGCAACAGUCAUGGCGGCGCGGUGCGUGAGGGUGGCGCGGCGCAGCCUUCCUGCUUUGGCACUGUCUCUCAGGUCCUCUCCUCGGCUGCUGUGCACAGCGACGAAACAGAAGAACAGUGGCCAGAGCCUGGAAGAGGACGCAGGUCAGAAUGAACAGAAGACAGAUACUCCCUCCACGGAGAAGCUGCUCCUAGACGAGAAGCUCAAGCUGGAGGAGCAGCUGAAGGAGACCGUGGAAAAAUAUAAGCGAGCUUUGGCAGAUACGGAGAACUUGCGGCAGAGGAGCCAGAAGUUGGUGGAAGAGGCAAAAUUAUACGGCAUCCAGGGCUUCUGCAAGGACCUGCUGGAGGUCGCAGACAUCUUGGAGAAGGCAACGCAGAGUGUCCCGAAGGAGGAGGUCAGGGACGACAACCCGCACCUGAAGAGCCUGUACGAGGGGCUCGUGAUGACGGAGCUCCAGAUCCAGAAGGUGUUCACGAAGCACGGCCUGCUCCGGCUGGACCCCGUGGGGGCCAAGUUUGACCCCUACGAGCACGAGGCCUUGUUCCACACGCCGGUGGAGGGGAAGGAGCCGGGCACGGUGGCGCUGGUCAGCAAAGUGGGCUACAAGCUGCACGGGCGCACGCUGCGGCCCGCGCUCGUGGGGGUGGUGAAGGCGGCGUAGGCGCGCCGCGGGGCCGCCCUGCAUUCCAUGAGCUCCUUGCCGGGACUCCCCACGGCCCGGCCCACCUCUCCUACUUUUGACCCCUUCCCAAACCUUGUUGGAAAACUGUAGUAACCAGCGGCUAAACAGAAAACUCAGCUGGUGGCACAGAUGCGUGAAUGGCCUCUAAUUCGGGAGUCUGUUCGUUGAUUUUUAAUACGCCUUUAAUAGUCCUCGUGCUUCCAGAACAGGCCGGCGGGACGCUUCUGGGGCCUGGAGUCUCCCGGGGUGCGUGAGCUCGAGCUGCUCACAGCCUGGUGGCAGCCACGUGUCGUGAGCAAGUACGUGUCGCCAGAAACCACGGUGGCCGCACAGCCGCCCUCUGGCCCGCGGUAUCCCGUGCGCUCAGCCCGCUGCCUCCAAAGGGAAGGGAAGGCGUGGGUUUCAGCACGUUCCUGCUCAGAACAGUUUCACGACGCCCUUGAAGUACACGGGUUCGUUUAUAGUUAGCUCCCGUCUGGCUGCCAUGACCGGCUUCCGGCUUCUCUCCGGAAGUGAGCGCGAGCGCAAGCGCCUGAACGGCCCUCACCACCUUAUUAUGCCAGUAACUGAAUUGACGACAGUCGGGCACUUUUGCCCUGAUUUGUUCAUCUGUCUGUAGAAACGUUCGGAUCUGUGUUCGCUGGUUCCUGAUGCCCUGAAGGCAUCUUCCCGGGUGAGGUGGACUUUCUGAGUCUGACCGUCACAUGCUCGUAUAGUUGAAAUGUUCGUGUUGAAUUUUUAAGUUUUAUUUAAGAGGAUUAAAGCCCUAACAUUUAUUUUCCUACUCUGAUGAUAACCACUGUGUGUACGUGGUGUGUCCACCAGCUAAGCGGGAUGUGGCUCUCCCGUUUCUCUGCUCAAACCCUGAAGCCGGGUAGUCGACCCCCGUCUACACACAGGUCAGCUUCCCUCUGGUGCGGCCACAGGCUGGCCUGUAAGGGGGCCACUGCUGGGGGCAGAUGUCCCCACCUGCAGACCUGGGAAGGGGACCACAAACCCUUGGGGUGCCGCAAAAACACCUCCCAGAAGAGUUGAGCAAGCGAUGUUACAAACCACAGAAAAUCCAACCUUCUACUUGCCUUUGCUCCCAAGAGCUACUUGUAGGAGUCAAGGUCAACUCUGUUAAAUUCAUUUACUGCAUAAAAAGGUGGGGCAAUUUACUUCGCUUGUAAUUUUGAAAGAUGUAGGUAAUACUCCCAUAAUUAAAAUUUUAAUUUAUACCACUUU